AACAUGAAACGAACGUGCUGGAAGCCCAAGCCAAAGUCGAGGUAACGCGUCGGGACAAGAUCAUGUUUGAGUAGCUGCACAAGUGGCGGAUCGUGGGUUUUACUCUUUCAUUUCUCACAGCAUAAACACCAAUGGCGGGUCGCAGUUUAGUGUGUGUUAUCUUAGUGGCCGGCCAUGCACAGCAGCUGAAACAAGACAUUGAGGUGAGUAACACUACGGCCAAGGAACAUGAGGAAGAUGAGAGUGGCAAGUACAUUCACCUUAAGGGUGUGCCCAAAGCCCUCUUACCAGCUCCUCAAGGGAAGCGCAUUUUGGACCACUGGUGGGAUGCUAUCAAAACACGCCAGCUGUUUAGUGAUGUAUUCUUAGUCACUAAUGCGGACAAAUACAAACACUUUGAACGCUGGGCAACUGCUUCAGACUUUCCAGUGGAGAAUAUUAUCAAUGAUGGAUCAACCAUUUUAGAUAAUGCCUUGGGAUCUGUUGCUGAUGUUGAACUUGCCAUCCGUACCAAAAACUUAUGGGAAAAUGAUAUUUUGGUUGUUGCUGGUGACAUGCUGUUUCAGGAUAGCAAGUUUGAUAUGGCACAGGUACUUGACUACUUCUACAGGACACCUGAAGGCGAUUUGGCUAUAUAUUAUGAGAUGGGGUCUUUGGAACCCACCUUUUCAAGGGGUAUUGUGGAAGUGUGUUCAAAGACAAACAGGAUAACAAAGUUCUUGGAGAAACCUGCACCUCAUGAGACGUGCUCGAGGAAUGCUAGUGUUGUAUUUUAUGCCUUUCGUUCUGAGACUGUUUCACGCCUUCCUGUGUAUCUCCAAGAGUAUAGGGCUUCCACUCAACGUACCUUUGGUGCUUUCAUGCAGUGGCUCAUUAAUGAUUUAAAGGUACUGGUGUAUGGGAUGAAGCUACCCACAGGUUUUCAACUCAUUGGUCAAGUAGGCUUAAAGGAUUAUGAAUCAUGGAACUCGUACUUUGCUGACCAAGCCAAGAAAGAGUGUAAGGCCCCAAGAUCCCACCGAGCAUAUGCAAGAGUUGGCAUUAUGGGCAAUCCAUCAGACGGGUUUUUUGGCAAGACCAUUUCCCUUUCCAUUGCCAACUUCUGGGCUGAAGUGACCAUAAAGGCAAGUGCCAAACUACGACUCCUUCCUCACCCUCUAAAUGACCCGAUAGAUUUUGGGUCGCUCUCAGACCUGUACGGAAUCAGUAAUAAGGAGGGAUAUCUCGGAGGCUUGCGCUUGCUCCAGGCCACAUGCAAGAAGUUCUAUCAUUUUUGUGCCACUAGAGGCAUUGCACUGACGCGCCAGAACUUCACGCUGUCCUAUGAUACGAACAUCCCCCGCCAAGUUGGCCUAGCUGGCAGCUCAGCCAUUGUAACAGCCACCCUCAAGUGCCUCAUGGACUUCUUCAAUCUAUCAGACCAUGACAUGCCCAAGACUCUUCAGCCACAAUUCAUCCUGGAUGUGGAAAAGGAAGAGCUGCGGAUAAAUGCUGGAUUGCAGGACAGGGUUGUGCAGAUUUAUGAGGGAUUGGUGUAUAUGGAUUUCACACGAUCAUUAAUGGAAAGUCAAGGACACGGGAAUUAUGAACAUCUUGAUGUAGAUUUGCCGCCACUUUUCCUUGUUUAUCUGCCAAAUCCCAGUGACUCGGGCAAAAUCCACUCAGAUGUUGCUGCUCGUUGGGAGAGAGGAGAUGAUAAAGUUUUGGAGGGAAUGAAAAAGUUUGCAGACCUAACUGAAGAAGCCAAAACAGCCAUCAAGAAUCAUGAUUGGUCUACCCUAGCUGACUUAAUGAAUUCAAACUUUGAGAUGCGAAGAGAACUGUAUGGCGAUGCGGCUCUGGGUGUCGAUAAUCUGAAAAUGAUUGAGAUCGGAUGCAGUUUUGGUGCUGCAGUGAAGUUCCCCGGCAGCGGUGGUGCUGUAUUGGGCUUCUUGAAUGACCAGAGUAGAAUGGAGGAACUUCGUCAUCGUUACCAGCAGGAAGGUUGUGUAGUUGUUGAUAUCAUACCCAAAAAACCAGUGCCAAAAAAUAACAGCAUUUGAGAAUGUGUGUGGUUAGCAUUAUUGUGCAAAUAUGUAUGCUAUUUUUAAUCAUUGUUCUAGAUUAUUUAUAGGUUAGAACAGUUGUUAGUUUUUAGCCUUUAUCUGCUACUGCAAAGUAACAGGAACUAAGCAUCAGUUUUUACUUAUUAUUCAGUUGUCAUGAAUUGUUGAUAAUUUCAAGGAAGAGUUGCAGAUUUUUAUUCAAGAAUGAGAUGUCCUAUCUCAUAGGUGCAGAGUUUUCUUAAUGCAUGAAUAUUAUAUACUAAUUUUUCCUUUUUUCCAGUUAUCAGCUUGCAUUCUUUAAUGUAUGAGUAGUAGCUUUGCUUUUCAAAGUCUUCUCACAUAUCCAUGAUAUACGGUAUAGCUUCUGUCUGUACACGAUGGAAGUUCAGUCUUUGCUUGCUGGUGUAUUGUAAUUUUUAUAGAGUAGGAGACUACUAUGAACCCAAAAACCAAUACUACUGAUGCAGCUUUAGAUGUUGAUUGUGGCUGUCAGUUACCAAUUAUUGAAGCAGGUAUUAGUAUUAGCGAGAUCUGUUGCGAAAGUUGUGGUGGAUGCUUUAUAUUCUCUUUAAUUGCUAUUUUAUAUAAUUUGAAGUUCAGGGUGAUCAUGCAACUACUGCUGAAGUGCACAGUGAUAGUAGACAUACCUGCAAGUGAGGAUGAAAUGUUUGAUGUAAUUCCAGUAUUGUAAGUUACUUUUAAUCAUAUUUUGAUACACUUUUAUGUACUCUAUACUUGUAUGUGACAUUUAUGUAUCGCACAAUCCUCAGGCCUUAUGAAUAAUCCUCGGAUGAAUAAUGUGAUUAUCUUAUGAAGAGCUCUACAUGAAAUAUUAUAGUCAUAGUUUGAUAAGAAAGUUAUUUAAUUUCAACAAGAUUAAAAGAUGCAUGGGCUAAAGAUUAUGCUGUAAAUUUUAUUUUUUGACCAUGUAAUAGGUUAGGUUAACCAAUUAGGAUUCCAAUAUUUUUUAUUUUUUAUUCUUGGGCUGUGAAUAUUCAUUGCAGAUAUUUUUUAUUUAUUCAGGCGAUGGCAUAUUUUACUGUACCAUUAUAUUUGUUAUAUUUUCAAACCGUAUGAGGUACUGUACUAGCAUAGGCAUGGUGAGACUGAUAACUACAGUAGCAAAAUGUAAUCCAAUGUUGUAUUUCCUUGAAGCAUUUCAGUAUUUUGAGAACCAUGCUCCUUAGGUUGACAAUAAAUUGACUUGUAAACGAUUAGGUUUACAAGGUAUGCUUUUUUUAGGGGAAUUUACAUUUUUUGCAGUUACGGUUAUGGCAAUGGGUAGAUUUGAUGUGGAGAGUCUUAGAUAUAUUGUUAUUGUUAUUGGUGUUGUGAUGCUCAAAUACUUAAUAUGUCCUGAAUUUAGGAUUUUUAAGAUAAAGUGAUGCACUAUUUUAGAUGUAGGUGUUGGCAUUGUCUUCCUUUAAAAAGAAACAGUGUGCUGAGUUUAGUUCAGCUGAGGAUUCAGAAAAAAUCAUGAAUGUUUUUUCUAUUUCUUAGACAAUAUUAAAUAUUAAAAGUAGUUUUAGCAACUCUGUACUACCUAUUUGACUCAAAUACACUUUGUGCUUGCAAGUAGAAUGGGGAUGGGCCUUGCCCAGGUUUUUAAGAGCAUGUUUCAAAAUAUUUCCAAGGCAUUCCUGGCUUAUCAAAUAGAGAUAGACAUCUCUCAGAUAGAUAAUAUUAUAUCUUUUUUGUUUUGUGAUUUGUAAAUGUAUAUUCCUGCUGUAUGAUUUUUUGAUGUGUUUAUGAUUUAUUUAUUACUUGCAAAUUUGUCACUGUUAAACAAUAUGCAAUAUGCACUUUGUUGAAUUUGUAAUAAAUGUUUUAUUUUGA
Penaeus vannamei (Pacific white shrimp) is the source of this 3881-nucleotide messenger RNA. RefSeq lists its product as uncharacterized. Gene Ontology annotation, molecular function: ATP binding; glucuronokinase activity. The record is from RefSeq and is a predicted model, not a curated record. Gene Ontology annotation, biological process: biosynthetic process. NCBI's taxonomy places the organism in Eukaryota, Metazoa, Arthropoda, Malacostraca, Decapoda, Penaeidae.